Euleptes europaea (tarantolino) is the source of this 921-nucleotide messenger RNA. RefSeq names its product follistatin like 3 (gene FSTL3). Gene Ontology annotation, biological process: multicellular organism development; regulation of BMP signaling pathway; negative regulation of activin receptor signaling pathway. Gene Ontology annotation, molecular function: protein binding; activin binding. Bases 10 to 756 code for a protein of 248 amino acids. The record is from RefSeq and is a predicted model, not a curated record. The transcript has 5 exons. Lineage: Eukaryota; Metazoa; Chordata; Lepidosauria; Squamata; Sphaerodactylidae.
CCCUACAGCAUGAAAAUCUGCCUCAUAUUGUUGUGUGCGCUCAGCUCUGCUGCAGGAGAGAGUUUGGAAGCAGGAGGGAUCUGCUGGCUGCAGCAGGGACGAGAGGCAAAGUGUACCAUGAUCCUCCAGACCGGCGUCACCUGGGAGGAGUGUUGUGCCAACGGCAGCACGGACAUGGCGUGGUCCAACUCCUCGCACCCGGACAACAAAAUCAGCCUUCUCAGGAUCCUGGGCCUUGUGACCUGCCACCCUUGCAAAGAGUCCUGUGAAGGAGUGGACUGUGGAGCUGGGAAAGUCUGCAAAAUGAAAUACGGGCGCCCUCACUGCGCAUGCGCCCCUGAUUGCUCCAACCUGCCCAGGAAACUGCAGGUGUGCGGCUCGGAUGGGUUCACCUACCGUGACGAGUGUGAUCUUCAGACAGCCAAGUGCAGGGGGCAUCCUGACCUGGAAGUGAUGUACCAGGGCCGAUGCAAAAAAUCUUGUUCCAGCGUCGUGUGCCCUGGAACUCACACCUGCGUGGUGGAUCAGACAGGAAGCGCCCACUGCGUGAUGUGCAGAGCCGUCCCCUGCCCUGACCCCACCAGCCUGGACCGCGCCAUCUGCGGCAACAACAACGUCACGUACCCCUCUACGUGCCACCUACGGCGGGCAACCUGCUUCCUCGGGCGAUCCAUCGGGGUCAGGCACUACGGGAGCUGUGCAGCCCUGAAUAAGUACCCCUUGGACACAGAUGAUGAAGAAGAGAACUACAUAUAAUCCUGCUUUCCGUUCCAUUCAGUUCCAACCAUGCAGGGGCAUUAUCUGUAAUAUUGUACAGACUGCAUAUACCUGAUAUUUAUUGACCAAAAGAAAAUCCUUAUUUAUAUAAAUAGAUAUAGAGGUUUCCUGAUGUAACCUAGAUAUUUUUAUCCUGAUCACUCA